CUUACUACCAGUUCCAUGACUGGUUAUGCAGAUUGUGAUAAGCAGUGGUUGAGAUGUGUUUGUUGCACUUUUACAACAUUGACUACAUAGUUUAAUAUACAAAAGGGAACUACACAUUUCCUUGUAUCCAAGUAUCUGUCAAACGUUUCCACAGUCACUAUGAAGUUAAAGAACAUACUAUUAAGCUUUUUGGUUCAAGUUACGUUAAGCACAACGUUUAGCGAACCCAUAAACAAAAAAUUCCCAAAAAACUUCAUUUGGGGCACCGCCACAGCAUCCUAUCAAGUUGAAGGUGGAUGGCAAGACGAUGGUAAAGGCGAAAGCAAUUGGGAUCACUUCACCCACACUUAUCCAGAUCACAUAGCUAAUGGAGACAACGGAGACAUAGCUUGUGAUUCUUACCACAAAUACUUAGAAGACGUCGAGUUGCUUAAAGACUUAGGAGCCAAUUUUUAUCGUUUCUCUUUAUCUUGGUCUAGGAUUUUGCCAACAGGUAAUGCUGACGAAGUCAACCAAGCCGGUGUCGACUACUACAAAAACCUAAUCAGUGCUCUAAAAUCAAACGGGAUCGAACCUUUUGUUACUUUGUUCCAUUGGGAUCUUCCUCAGGCCCUGGAAGAUCAAGGAGGAUGGCCAAACACUGAUCUUUUGGUAGAAAAAUUCGCUGACUAUGCUCGACUAGCUUUUAGUCUUUUUGGAGACGAUGUCAAGAAUUGGAUGACGUUUAAUGAAGCUAAACAAACUUGUCAACUGGGCUAUGGGUAUGGAGUUUUUGCUCCAGGUAUUAAUUCCGAUGGAAUUGAUAGCUACAAAUGUGCGCAUACCGUACUUAAAUCGCACGCCAGAGCAUAUCACAUUUACGAUGAAGAAUUUAGACCAACGCAGAAUGGUCGAGUAUCAAUGGUGGUUGAUACGGACUGGUUUGAACCUGCCAGUGAUAGUGACCAAGAUAAGGAAGCAGCUGAAAGAAAAAUUCAGUUUAACUUUGGCUGGUACGCAAAUGCAAUUUACCACCCUGACGGCAACUAUCCACAAGUAAUGAUCGAUCGCAUUGCGGAACGAAGUCAAAGAGAAGGUUUUGAACAGUCUAGAUUGCCUGCCUUUACCCCUGAAGAAGUCGACUACAUUAAGGGAACUUAUGACUUCUUUGCACUUAAUACAUACACAACCACCAUGGUUCAAUGGAGCGAUGAUUGGGAAAUUGGUACACCUGGUUAUGACGCAGACAUUAGUGUUACAACAUGGCAAGAUUCCUCUUGGAAUAGUUCUGCGUCUGGUUGGCUGAAGGUUGUUCCCUGGGGCACAAGAAAACUCUUAAAUUGGAUCGAUCAAACUUACAAUCACCCUGAAAUUGUCAUCACAGAAAAUGGUUUUUCUGAUCACGGAGAAUUGGAAGAUGGUGGCAGAGUUAAUUAUUAUUCGGAAUACUUGAGCAAUAUUCUUCAAGCUAUUCUUGAUGAUGGUGUCAAUGUGACUGGUUAUACAGCGUGGAGUCUUAUGGACAAUUUUGAAUGGCUGAGUGGAUAUACAGAAAAAUUUGGACUACAUCAAGUUGACUUCGACAAUCCCGAUAGACCCAGAACUGCCAAGAGUUCAGCAGAAUAUUAUAAAAAAGUUAUUUCUACAAGAUGUCUAGUGGAUGUAUGCGAGGACUGAUAAUAUUUAAAACAUAGAUGUGCCAUGUCGCGUUAAAAUGUACACAGUUAAAAAAAAAACACGAAAUAAACCAUAUGAGCAUUAAAGUGAUUAAACUA
Messenger RNA from Zophobas morio, 1754 nucleotides. RefSeq names its product myrosinase 1-like. Bases 160 to 1656 code for a protein of 498 amino acids. The record is from RefSeq and is a predicted model, not a curated record. Lineage: Eukaryota; Metazoa; Arthropoda; Insecta; Coleoptera; Tenebrionidae. Gene Ontology annotation, biological process: carbohydrate metabolic process. Gene Ontology annotation, molecular function: beta-glucosidase activity. The transcript is spliced from 6 exons.